AUGACAACAUUCACACUCAACACCGGAGCCAAGAUUCCCGCCGUGGGAUUCGGCACAUGGAAGGCAGCACCAGGAGACGCAGCAGCAGCAGUUGAAGCUGCAUUCGACGCAGGGUACCGCCAUUUCGAUUGCGCGCCGUUAUACGGUAACGAAGCCGAAAUCGGCCAAGUCUUCAAGAACACCAAAGUCCCGCGUGAAGAGUACUUUGUCACCACCAAGCUCUGGUCCUCCGACCACCGCCGCGUCGAAGAAGCCCUCAACAAGAGCCUGCGCGAUCUCUGCCUCGACUAUGUGGACCUGUACCUGAUGCACUGGCCGGUGACUCUCGACCCCGACCCGAGCGUCGAAUACGGAAAAGAAAACCGCAAGGUGCACGCCGUCGGCUGGGACUUUCGCGACACCUGGCGCGAAAUGGAGAAGCUCGUGGGAACGGGCAAGGUCCGCGCGAUCGGGGUGGCCAAUUUCUCCACCGUGAACCUCGAGACGCUCCUCUCGACGGCCUCGAUCGUGCCGGCCGUGAACCAGACGGAGAUCCAGCCGUUGCUGCCGCAGAAGAAGCUGAACGAGUACUGCAAGAAGAAGGGCAUUCACCAGACGGCUUUUGGGCCGCUAGGUGGCUCCGGAAGUACCUUGCACGAGCACCCUGUUAUUGUGAAGAUUGCGAAAACGCAUGGGUGUGAGACGGGGAAUGUGAUGCUCAGCUGGGGGAUUCAGAAAGGGUGGAGUGUUAUCCCGAAAAGUACGAAUCCGAAGAGAAUCAGGGCCAAUAUCGCGCAGAAUUUUGAGCUGAGUGCGGACGAGAUGGCUGAGAUGGAUGGGCUGGCUGAGCCGGUGGGGAAGAGGUUCAAUCGGCCGGACUGGGGGACUGUGAUAUUUCAUGAUGAUGAGGCCGUAAGGUUGGAGGACUAG
Aspergillus terreus NIH2624 is the source of this 909-nucleotide messenger RNA. RefSeq lists its product as uncharacterized. Bases 1 to 909 code for a protein of 302 amino acids. Gene Ontology annotation, molecular function: aldose reductase (NADPH) activity. The record is from RefSeq and is a predicted model, not a curated record. The transcript has 4 exons. Lineage: Eukaryota; Fungi; Ascomycota; Eurotiomycetes; Eurotiales; Aspergillaceae. Gene Ontology annotation, cellular component: cytosol.